CACCGCGCAAGUUGUCGCGCUGUCAUGAUGACGCAAUGCUGUAGGAUGCUGAGGCCACAGUGUGUGUUAUCUGCUCCCCAACACUAAGUGUGAGCUGCUCGGGGGAGGGAUGGCGGAAACAGGUAGAGAAGCUGCUCUCCAGCAGCGGGUGGCAGAACUGGAGAAAAAUGUUGCAGAGUUUUAUCGAACCAAGCAGCUACUUGAGCAAGAAUUCAAUCAGAAGAGGGCGAAAUUUAAAGAGUUGUACUUGGCAAAAGAAGAGGACCUGAAACACCAACAUGCGGUCAUGCAGUCUGCUCAAGAAAAAAUAGCUCAAUUGCAACUUCAGUUAUCACAAGCUCAGGCUGAAAUGGAAAACAUCAAAGCCAUAGCCACUGUGUCUGAGAGCACCAAGCAGGAAGCGAUUGAUGAAGUGAAAAAACAGUGGCAGGAAGAGGUGGCUUCUCUUCAAGCGGUCAUGAAAGAAACUGUGCGUGAUUAUGAAAUCCAGUUCCAUCAUAGGCUAGAGCAGGAGCGAGCUCAAUGGGGUCAGUACAGAGAGUCUGUUGAGAGAGAGAUUGCAGAGCUCAGAAGACGUCUUUCAGAAGGCCAGCAAGAGGAAAACUUAGAAAACGACAUGAAAAAGGCUCAAGAAGAUGCAGAGAAGCUUCGCUCUGUCGUGAUGCCUAUGGAGCAGGAAAUCGGGGCCUUAAAGGAGAAGUUGACAGAAGCUGAAGAAAGGAUAAAGGAGCUGGAGGGGUCAAAGAGUAAAGAAAUGAACCAUUACCUUGAAGCUGAGAAAUCAUGUCGUACUGAUUUAGAGAUGUAUGUUGCAGUCCUAAAUACCCAAAAAUCUGUUCUCCAGGAGGAUGCAGAGAAGCUGAGGAAAGAAUUACAUGAAGUUUGCCAUCUUCUGGAACAGGAGAGGCAGCAGCAUAACCAGCUGAAGCACACAUGGCAGAAAGCGAACGAUCAGUUCUUGGAGUCCCAGCGUUUGAUGAUGCGAGACAUGAAGCGUAUGGAGGUUGUUCUAAGCACAGAACAGCUUCGUCAAAUAGAAGAAAGAAAGAAAAAAGACCAGGAAGAUGAUGAACAAAGAAUGAGGAAAAGAAAAGAGAAAAAGGAAAAGGUGGAAAUGGAGGAAAUCAGAGAGUCCAGUUUACUCACCCAUGAUGAAUCUUUUCCAAACUUAUUAAACCAAGAGGAAAUGAUAAAUAGUACAUAUGGCUCGAUCCAUUCCUUAGAUUAUGACAUUGUGGUACAUGAAGGUGAGUCUUUUACUAAACAAGAUGACUUAUUUAAAGAUGGUCUUCGAAGAGCACAGUCUACAGAUAGCCUAGGGACUUCAGGGCCUCUGCAGACAAAGACUUUGGGCUAUAACAACAAAGCGAAAUCUGCCGGAAACCUUGAUGAGUCUGAUUUUGGACCACUGGUUGGAGCAGAUUCUACCUCUGAGAACUUUGACACAUGUUCCCUUGGGUCUCUGCACAUGCCUGGAUUUAUGUUAACCAAAGAUCAGGAAAAGGCUAUAAAAGCCAUGACUCCUGAGCAAGAAGAAACUGCCUCUUUGCUAUCUAGUGUCACUCAGACAAUGGAGACUGCAUAUGUUUCACCUAAUGGCUAUCGCUUAGUUAGUGAAACAGAGUGGAAUUUAUUACAAAAAGAGAUACAUUCAGCUGGUAACAAGCUGGGCAGACGUUGUGAUAUGUGCUCCAACUAUGAGAAGCAACUUCAAGGGAUCCAAACCCAGGAAGCAGAUACCAGAGAUCAAGUUAAAAAGCUACAAGCAAUGCUCAGACAAGCAAAUGACCAACUGGAGAAGAGCUUGAAAGACAAGCAGGAACUAGAGGAUUGUAUGAAGCAAAACACAGAGGAUACCAGUAAUCAAAUAUCUGCACUUAUGCUUCGAGCCCAGGAGUCUGAAACACUCCUGAGUGAGCUACAGCAGGCGUUCACCCAGGCGCAAAGAAGUGUUCAGGAGCAAAUGGCUGUCCUAAUGCAGUCAAGGGAGCAAGUUUCUGAGGAACUUAUCAGACUACAGAAGGAUAAUGAAAGUCUACAAGGAAAGCAUGGCUUGCAUGUUUCUCUGCAGCAAGCUGAGAAUUUCAUCCUCCCUGAAGCCGUUGAGGAACUUCAUGAGCUGGUGUUGAAAUACCGUGACAAUAUUAUAAGUGUCAGGACAGCUGCAGACCACCUUGAAGAGAAGCUUAAAGCUGAAAUUCUUUUCUUGAAAGAACAAAUUCAAGCUGAACAGUGUCAAAAGGAAAAUAUUGAAGAGACACUGCAAAUUGAAAUAGAGAAUUGCAAGGAGGAAAUAGCUUCUAUUUCAAGUUUAAAACUUGAACUGGACAAAAUAAAGGCAGAAAAAGAGCAGCUUGAGUCAACAUUGCAAGAAAGAACGCAGCGACUUCAAGAUAUUCAAGAACUGAAAAACUCCUUAGAAGAUCAGCUUAGAAAAGAAACCUCUGCAAAGGCCAGCCUUGAGCAGCAAGUGUUUGAAGAAAAGAACAAGGCACAGAGGUUGCAGACUGAACUGGAUGUGAGCGAGCAAGUACAAAGGGACUUUGUAAAGCUGUCUCAGACCCUGCAGGUACAGUUGGAACGCAUUCGCCAGACUGAGUCCUUGGAGGGAAUUCGUGCAAUUCUGAAUGAUACAAAACUGACGGACAUUAAUCAGCUUCCUGAAACAUGACCCCACCAUCUUUCUCACAUUGACUUGUCUAUUUGAGUUUUUAAACUCCUCUUUCUAGUAACAUUAAUUAUUAUUUAACUCCUAUCUCAGAGCAGAGGACAGUGGAUAUAUGAAUAGUCACUCAGAACACUUUAAACAGGAGAUAGAUAUGUUUGUGCAGGGAGGCUUACCUGAGAGAUGUGUGGGAAGAAGAAACCCUACUACUAGGAACACUAAUGAAUCGCAACGCUUUGUCUGACUAAAUUGAGUUUUGACUCCAAAAAUAAUUUUUUUGUUUGUUGUUUUUUUUUCCCCCCCCUUAAGAAGCAUACAAUAAUAACUAUAGACAGUAGCCAAGAGUUCAUGAUGGAAUGAUGGUUGCGAGUCACAGAAUUCAACUGAAACCGUCCAGUUCUUUACAAGCUUAACUGGCACUUUAGUUUUCCUCAUAUGGUGUAGUGGCAAAUUAACAGUUCCAACAAGAAGGCUGCAGUGCAAUUCUUUUUAAGAGAAAAUGUAGAGUACAUUUCAUAAGCUUGUUUCUUCUUGAAACUUUGUUUCUUGUAGCAAAUGUCACAGCAAUGAUAUAGUGCAAAAUAAACGUUGGUGCUAUACCCACAAGAAUAAAAUGGUUCCCCAUUUUUGUAGUUUUAGGGACAUACUUUUAAAAGUAAAAAGUUUAAAUGGCUAUUUUCACUAAAAAUACCUAGAACUGUCUAGUAACAUUUCCAGCUUUUAUCUUCUGGGACUUAUUCACUAAAGUAAAAGUUAACUAAUCUUAGUGAACUGACUCCAUAAGAUCACUUACUAUUAUGAUAUAUACAUUUUUAUCGCCACAUGUCAGUGAGGACCAUACAUAACAUAUGUUAUCCUAGGAAAGUAAUUCACAGACAGGUUGUGAAAACAUUGAGAAUAUCAGAUAUGAUUUAUAUUAGCAGCUUGUGCACAUUGACAAACAAGUUUUGACAGCCAGAUAUAAGCAAUACCAUAGUUACACAUUCUGUUUUUAAUAUGCAUACAAUUUUUCUGUACUGCAUACUGACAUAUAUUGCAUAUAUAGGCUUCUCUAACAUCAGAUACUCUUGUGCAAAUACAGAACCUUGUAGAUUAAUAAAUAUGUACAUUUCUGUAAUUUUACAGCAUGCAUAUUAUACUGCAUAUUUUAUAUAAACAGUGGUGGAAUUAUGACUGUGUUUCAAUAAUCAUGUGAUCUGCAAUUAUUGUUUGUUUUGUAACAGAUUUAGCAGUUCAACUGGUCGCCGGACUCCUUUGUGAAUACAGCAUCUGUAUUUACCUAUAUGCAUUUUACUUUACUUUGUAAAUUAUAUAAGCCCCGGUUUACCAUUUAUGUUUGAGAUGUAGAAAAAUCUGCUGCAGUUAGUAAGCUCAUGUUGGCAAAUCACAGCAAUGAGUUCUAUUUAAUAACUCAACGUCUAUUUAUUUUAUCAUGGAAUGCUGAGGUUCCAACCCUUUAUAAAAUGUAUGUCAUUCACAAGCCAUUUUUAUUAUACGUCCCAAUCAAGCUUCUUGUCACUAAAGCAAUGUAUUGCUAGUGGUGCUUAUUAAUCAGCACAGUACAUAUAGGAUCAGCAUACUGCACUUGUAUAUUUAAAAAGACUAGAUUGUAAGUUAAUGACUCUUCUGGUGAAAGCUUUUACUCUUUUUCAUGUUUUUUUUUUUUCUCUCCAAUGAUUACCAUAACCUCUUUACUUAAUGUGAACGCACAUUUUUGUUUUAAACAUAAUCACGUAGUAUGCAAAUGCUAGACAUAGUAAUAAAUAUCUUCCUAAAAUGUGCAAGGAAGUCAUUUUGCUACAAAUUCACCAAGGGUAUCCUACUCACUUAAAGGAAUGUGAAUGAAAAGGAAAUGGUGGCAUUUAGCACCCAAAAUAUUAAAAUUGGUUUUCCCUCUCACUUUCUGUAAAACAUAUUUGUUAUGCUAUUUGUGGAACUCUCCUUAUAAUUGCAACUUUAUUGUAUACAAUGUAAAUCUAACGGGAAUUGCUGUGAUAAUGCUCUUUUUCUAGUUUUACUUAACCGAUACAACUAAUCCUAUAUACAAGAGUAAAUCAUUAGCAAAUUAAAGUCUGUCAAUUCAUGCUGGAGUGUUCUGUAAUUGAUUGCAUAUUAAACCUUCCCAGCAUUGAAAAGUAGCCUUAACCUGUGCAGAAUAUUUUUACAGCAUGUCUGCUAGCCUGUUUUAUUACAUCUACCAAUAAAUUACAGGUACCAUAGCACAAGACUAUGCCCUUUAGAGUAAUAUGAUGUGGUGUUCCCUUCCAUUCAUUAUGGCUGCUGUCUUCUAAACGGUUAUUAAAACAUUUCAUGUAAAAUGGUCCAUUACAUGAUAUGGGUGUGAAUUAAAUUGAUUUUUGUUUAGUGCAUAACAAAAGGGAAUACCACAUUUUAGUAACAUAUGCCAUUCAUGUCCUGUUUGAUUGUGAUUGUAGAAUUCUGCUGUUAACAGAAUUCUGAUAUAAUCAUUUGUAAACCACACCACAGAUGUCUCCAUAAAGUAUUGAUGAUUAAAAAAAUCUGCUGAAGA
Molecule: messenger RNA, 5195 nt
Organism: Bombina bombina (fire-bellied toad)
Lineage: Eukaryota; Metazoa; Chordata; Amphibia; Anura; Bombinatoridae
Gene: RABEP1
Product: rabaptin, RAB GTPase binding effector protein 1
Exons: 18
Coding region: 110-2671 (853 amino acids)
Biological process (GO): endocytosis
Cellular component (GO): intracellular membrane-bounded organelle
Molecular function (GO): growth factor activity; GTPase activator activity
Source: RefSeq, a predicted model, not a curated record